Messenger RNA from Petromyzon marinus (sea lamprey), 3926 nucleotides. Its product is annotated as ly6/PLAUR domain-containing protein 1-like. Gene Ontology annotation, molecular function: acetylcholine receptor inhibitor activity. Gene Ontology annotation, biological process: acetylcholine receptor signaling pathway. The record is from RefSeq and is a predicted model, not a curated record. NCBI's taxonomy places the organism in Eukaryota, Metazoa, Chordata, Hyperoartia, Petromyzontiformes, Petromyzontidae.
ACGCGUGCUGUGGGCAAUGGAGCGCGCAGUGCAGCAAACAAAAGACAUUCCCCUACACACACCCCGCACCCGCCCCAGCGUGGUGAAGUAUGGUCACGGCAUGCCAAGGCGUUGGCGGCGGGGGCGGGAGGGGAGAGGCGUGAGUCAAACGCUCGACGCAUUUACUGCACCCUGGCACCGCAGACUGUGGCCAGUGCCCAGUCGCCCUCUCACGACGAUGCAGUCUAUGCAGUGUGCAAUGGAUGAAGCGCGCGGUGCGGUUGCCGCUGCACGUAGAGCGCUCGCCUCUCAUCCCACACGAUGCUCUUAACAGUGGCGGUGAUGUGUUCUUUGGAGCGCGAGAAAGAUGCCUUUUCUCACCCUCCCCCCCCUCUCUCCUCUCGGUCCCUGCGUCUCCCCCAUCAUCAUCAUCAUCCUCCUCCCCAACCUCCACCACCCCUCCUCCUCCUCCUUCCCCUCCUCCUCCGCGGUGUCUUCUUCGCAACGAUUUCUCCCAACUUCGCUUAUUAUUCCAUGCGCAAAGAGGGCUCGGUAGCGGUCAAGCCUCGACGUGUCUGCAUCAUCACACACUCCCGUGUAGUAGCAGCAGCUCCAUGCUGACCCAGUAGCAGCAGCAGCAGCAGGCAGCGGUAAGUAGCAAGCAACAACAGCAGCAGCAGCAGCACGCAGCAGUGAGUAACAAGCAACAACAACAGCAGCAGCAGCAGCAGAAGUCGGCGAUUCCCGCGAUGUUGCCGGCGUGGAAGCGAAUGCGCAACCGAUGAGUGCGCUGCACCGUGACUGGCGAUGCUCGUUGUUCGCCGAGGCUCCCUGUGCCGCUGAGAGUUCUUCCAGCGACAGCGUGACGGCUCUUCUACUCCACCCGGGCUCUCUCUCUCUCUCUCUGUGUCGUCUCUCGUGUGGGUCGCUCUUCACUGGGUGGGAUGCGAUGUAGCGCUGUAGCAGGCGGCUGUGGCGGCUUCAGCUCUCUGUGAACGGUGACGCCACGUGCAAGAAGAGGAAGACGGCGGUCCACGGCUCAUCGGACGCCUUGCUAGAACAAACCAAACAACUCCGGCUGGAGUUUGCGUGAAGCGAGGCUACCCCCAUGAAUGCAAGCAAUAGUCGGGCAACGAACGCACUGCGAUCGACAGUCACCGUUGUUCACGCGGCUCGCGAUCGUUGCGCGCUGGACCUUCGGCCGCGCCGAGGACAUUACCGCAGGGAUCAUCUCGACGACAAAUCCACCCUGAGGAGAGCGACAGCGAAUAUGCACCGCGCCCUGUGCCUGCUACUUUGGGGCCAUCUGUUCGCCACAGGACACUCCCUGCAGAUCCAGUGCUACCAGUGCGAGGAGCUGAGACUCAACGACGACUGCUCCGCGCCGGAGAAUGUGGCCAACUGCACCGUGAACGUGCAGGACGCGUGUCAGAAGGAGGUGCUGGUGAGAGAGCAGGGCACCUUCUACCGCAAGUCGUGCGCAUCAUCGGCCGCGUGUCACAUCGCCUCGGCCGGCUACCAAUCGUUCUGCAUGCCGGGCCGAGUGCGCUCCGUGUGCAUCAGCUGCUGCGACACGCCCCUCUGCAACGGUCCCAGGUCGUCGAAGCAUCGAAUCGUCGACAAUUCUGCGGGCGCGAGGCAAGCUCGCCCGGCACUGCUGGCCUGCGCCUACCUGUUCCUAAGCGCGCUCCGCUCUGCGCUCCUUUGGACCGACGUUCCGUCUCGGCCUGCCUACGCGUGGCGAACGCCGUAGCGGACGGGCGACGGUGCUUUAACGGUGAAGAUUUGAAGGCGUCGUCUGGCGAACGCCGCACGAGGCUGGGGGUGGGAAAGAGUUAAACUGUGGUUGUUCAAAAGGUGGGGGAGGGGGCGGUGGGGUGGAAGGUUCUGAUGUUCGUGAUGUGGAAAUUACGCCACUGCUUAACGACCGCGAAUGAGGAGGCGCGUGCCAGCAGCAGGAGGAGCCUGGCUUAUCGUUGACUUGUAAUGGCCUAUCUAUCCACGUGACUGGAUGGCUUAGCUGUAAGGAUUGCCCCUUUGAGGUAUGUCCGCCGAAUGAGAUGGCACCUCCCUUUAAUCCAGCAACAUGGGACGCCUGCAGACGCAUCCUACCAAGAUUGUGUGUUCCGUCUAGAUGGUUCUAUCCGGGAACGUGAUGCGGAUGACACUCACCUGCUCCGUAACGUGGUGAACAAUGUAGCAGAGAUUUUUUCUCCAGGCACUCAAGUUUCCUCUUACAAGAAGAACAACACCAACAAAAAUGCUCCAAAAAGGAUUUGUCCAAAAAUCCCAAAGCAGAACCUUGAAGAUUCCACCAACGCUUUUCCUGGUGAUGUUUUAACACGAAAUAAAUAUAUAUAUAUGAAAGACUUAGCUUUGCGCGGCUUGCUUUGGUGUCAUGCAGGGAGUACAUUUGCACUGACGUGUAACACACCAGGGCAGUGGCUAUGAACCUUGAACGGAAUUGGAAGUCACUGUCGUUGUGCCAUGCUUAUAGGUGUGGUUUAGGUGAUCAUACACCAACCAUUAACUUCGUCGCUGUGCAUAAAACAAGCCAACGGCAUGCCACCGCAACGGUCCACAGUGCAAUAAUAAUAAUAAUAAUGUAUAUUAAGACAAUUAACAUUUAAAACGAUGGUUCCUUUUGACUCCACCACGCCUGGGAAAUGAUAUUUUAAUUCGUCCUUUGUUGUACACACUCGCACGCGGGCAGCUCUCAUUACAAAAUUUGCAGUAAACGACUCGAGGACGAGAGAGAGAGUGGCACUCAGUCUCUCGUUUACAUGCCCCCCCCCCCCUCUCUCCGCCACCGCGAUUGUGACUGCGUCUGAAGACUCCGAUAAACUUUUGGCUCCCUCGUGGGGUAGCUGCGCAAGGAUGACGACUCGGCUCCGUGUCCUGGUGUACGGAGGUUUAAGGGAGUUCUAACGCGGGCAACUAAUCCACUCUUGCGAAGUAUUUCGAUUUUUUUCUUACAUUUUAUAUUUUCUAUGACAUUACAGACAGCGACGCAUCCUUGUGAAAGGCCGAUGCACACGCAUUGUAAUCAAGGUAUUCUCCGGUUGUGAGCCAGUGGAUGGGAAAAUACGGGAAUAAAUAAAUAAAAGAAGGAGAAGUUCUUGUAAAAUAUAGGAUCAUUACAGGAGGGGGGAGGGAGAGGAUGGUGGGAUGAAUUAUCAUCACGGAGUGAAAGUCAAGACGAAAAAGGAAUCAACCAUUGUGGAUCGAAGCUUUCUAGAUUACUGUAAAAUAUUGGGGGGGGGGCAAAUUUGGACAAAACUCUGCUCCCUUCAAAGUCUCGAGAGACGAAUUGGUCAACACGUACUGUGUUUGAGAUUCCGUGCACAGAGGAAUAGUGCAUCAAACAUACACGACUAACACCGGUGCAAGUAUUGUUGAGAAUAACGAGCGAUAUGAAUUUGAUUUCCACAUUGCAACACACAUUUUUUUCUUCCCCACAAACCGUACACAGUGAAUUGAGCUGCUUGCUUUAAUUAGUACACGUGUACUUAUAUUUCCGUUGUAUAGCGAUGGAAAUCAAAUGCACCACCAAGGUUUUUGCUUCAACAAUCACACCGCCGAUCAUGAGUAAUUUCCACUUGGGAUUCUGACGACAAGUGUGACUUGUGCGGGCUGACAGCUUCAGGGUAACGGUACUUAUAUAUUCCGUGGAUGUUUGCAUUUGUGCUUGUAGGGGGUUUUGUUGUUGCCUUUAAUCACGUCAGUUGCUCAAUAAAUAUUUGCAGUGGCAGCUCACCAAUGAAUGGUAAGUGUAACCUGGAAAUAGAUAAUUUACUCGGUGUCAAUGGGGAAAAAAAUAAAAUUGCACAGCAUUGAAGGAUGUUUGUCAUUGCCUAUGAUGGUAAUACGAAUGCACUGAACAUCUGAUCUUUUGAGUAAACAACAACUGAGAACAAGAUAUUGAAUUAAAGUUUGCAUCAAACGAC